GAAGACCUCUAGUCGAUCGCUCUCUACGAUUUCAUUUUUCUUUGUCUUGCUACUCUCUCAUCGAUUAGGGUUUUACUGCCUCUCGUUUGCGUUUCAAUUUAUUCGAUAGGAUCGCAAUUCCUUUUAAAAUUUUGCAGAGGUGAACGGCGAUGUCUCGUGUGUAUGUUGGGAACCUGGAUCCACGUGUUUCCGAGCGAGAGCUUGAAGAUGAAUUUCGCGUCUACGGUGUUCUGAGGAAUGUGUGGGUUGCUAGAAGGCCACCUGGUUAUGCAUUUGUUGAGUUUGAUGAUCGCAGAGAUGCACUAGAUGCUAUUCGUGCAUUGGAUGGGAAGAACGGGUGGCGAGUAGAGCUCUCCCACAAUUCAAAGGACGGUGGAGGCGGCGGGCGAGGCGGUGGUGGCCGUGGACGUGGUGGUGGUGGUGGUGAUGACCUGAAAUGUUACGAGUGUGGUGAGCCUGGUCAUUUUGCCCGUGAAUGCCGCCUACGUGUGGGCCCACGUGGGUUAGGUAGCGGGCGGCGUCGCAGCCCUAGUCCCAGACGACGAAGAAGUCCAAGUUAUGGUCGUCGAAGUUAUAGUCCGAGAUACAGUCCACGUGGGAGAAGGUCUCCACCUCGCCGGAGCAUAUCACCUUACAGAGGACGUGCCAGCAGAUCGCCACCUCCAUAUCGCCGUGCCAGGCGUGAUUCCCCAUAUGCUAACGGAGUUUAAGAUGGAGUGAAGAAGGAAUGGAUUAUGGAAGGACGAGAAUGGAAAAAUGAUAGGUUGGGGUUAAUAUGUUUUUUUUCGUGAUGAACAAAUUUGGGGUAGGGUUCUAUUUAUUAUAUAUUUAUAUAUGAAUGAUGAAUCAUGAUGAUGAUGAUGAUGACAUUGUGGUGUGUUUGUACCUGGCAUCCGAUGUGGAACUGCACUUUAUACCCGCCAAAAAGGGGUUGCUCAUCGGCUUAGAGGUCCAUUUCUUUUCUUCAAUUGCUUUGUUUACUCUGUCAUGAAGCAUGAUAUUAUUAUUAGUAUUAUGAUAUUUAAGUGUAUUUUGUUUCUAAACAUUUUUUUUUAAUUUUUUCUUUUAUAUAUUUUGAGGUUUGGUUAUCGGCUGAGAACCAACCAACCAACCAACCAUCGUCUUCAUCAUCAUCUUCUAGUUUCUGCAUCAUCUUAAGACUACUACUACUACUCUUGACACACGGUUUAGCUUCGCAUCUUCAUCUUCAUCUCUGCUUCUUCUUUGAAACUGCAAAUUUUGGUCAUCAACUAUUUAAUGACACUCUGACUCUGCGACAAAGCUUCUCACGUCUUUAACACAGUCAGUCCACUUAUCUUGGUUCUUUGUCUGCUGGUUGCUGAGCUUUUGUUGUUUCUACUCGCCAAAAAGGUAAAAACAGUGACUUGUUGACUCCGCCUUGUACCCUUUUCUGCUGGGGCUGUGGGUCCUACUUUUGCUUUUGGGCUCUAGUGAAACCAGUCGCCAACGUUUAACGGAUUAUAUGGUGAAUACCUCUACCUGGUUCAUAUGUUUGGUGUUUGUUUUGACUUUGUUUUCUCCCUGAAGGUCGCAUAUGUAAGUAAAGUAGUCAUGAAUAUGUUGAUAAUUAAUCCUUGAAUUCAAACUUUUUUAAUCACCA
Lactuca sativa (garden lettuce) is the source of this 1621-nucleotide messenger RNA. Its product is annotated as serine/arginine-rich splicing factor RSZ21. The record is from RefSeq and is a predicted model, not a curated record. Gene Ontology annotation, molecular function: RNA binding; zinc ion binding. NCBI's taxonomy places the organism in Eukaryota, Viridiplantae, Streptophyta, Magnoliopsida, Asterales, Asteraceae.